AUGCCUCCUACUUUUAUUGUAGUGUCCAUGAUUAUUUUAGGCGCAAGCACGAUAUUUGGGGUGUUCACCAACUUACUGAUUGUCAUUGUGAAUUUUGUUGACAAGGUCAGAGGCAGAAAGCUCAAUCCAGCAGAUCUCAUUAUGGUGACCCUCGGUGCAUUCAAUGUAUUUUUCCAGUUUAUUAUGCUGAUUAAUGAUUAUGUGAGUUUCUUGGAUCGUGACCUCUACAGCUCUGAACAGAUCUAUACUUUAUUUACCGUUCUGCUUAUUCUGCCUAUAUUUUCCAGUUUCUGGUUCACAGUUUGUCUGUCGGUCUACUACUACUUACAGAUCAUGAUUUUUUCUCACCGAUUUCUAAUCCAGCUUAAACUAGGAGUUUCUCAGCUAAUACCAAAACUACUCAUGGCUUCAGUUUUUGCUUCAGUGGCUACUGGCUUGCCAGCUGCCUGGUACCGACACAAUGGCCACCUUAGUUUAAACCUAACUAUUAAUCAGAGUUUUGAACUAACUGCGCCAAAAAUGAAUGCUGUGUAUAUGCUCCCCAGCACUAUCAUUAGCUGUUCUCUUCCACUGACUCUAAUUGGAAUUGCCAAUGGUAUCAUCAUUAAAUUGUUGCUUUCACACAGCCACAAGGAGGACAGGAAUGCAAAUGGAGACCUUAGUCUAAAAGCAGAAGCUCGUAUACGUGCAGCUAAGACCAUUGGUGGCCUUCUCAUUCUUUAUAUUUCAUUUUAUGUAUCUGAGGUUCUCCUCUUUGUAGAUGCUUUCAGUAGGAAUAGUCCUGGAUUCUGUGCCUGCUUGGUGGUAAUUUAUAUCUAUCCUCCAGCACAGUCUGUGGUUCUUAUAUUGGGAAGCCCUAGGCUGAAAGAAGUCUCUCUUGCUUUAGUACAAUGUUUAUUUUGUAAAGGGCAACAUAAAACAAUAGAGGUCUUAUUUGUCAACCUCUGA
Bufo bufo (common toad) is the source of this 948-nucleotide messenger RNA. RefSeq names its product taste receptor type 2 member 119-like. NCBI's taxonomy places the organism in Eukaryota, Metazoa, Chordata, Amphibia, Anura, Bufonidae. Gene Ontology annotation, biological process: G protein-coupled receptor signaling pathway; detection of chemical stimulus involved in sensory perception of bitter taste; sensory perception of taste. Gene Ontology annotation, molecular function: G protein-coupled receptor activity; bitter taste receptor activity. The record is from RefSeq and is a predicted model, not a curated record. Gene Ontology annotation, cellular component: membrane. The coding region runs from base 1 to 948 and encodes 315 amino acids. The transcript has a single exon.